Messenger RNA from Procambarus clarkii (red swamp crayfish), 1953 nucleotides. RefSeq lists its product as uncharacterized. The record is from RefSeq and is a predicted model, not a curated record. NCBI's taxonomy places the organism in Eukaryota, Metazoa, Arthropoda, Malacostraca, Decapoda, Cambaridae.
AUGAGCCACGAGACAGGAAGCUUUGGCAGCAAUAUCAUUUACCGAACAUCGAUUGCAACACUUGGCCCAGGAGCUGAAGCUCGUCCUGCAAGGCCCACUCAACAAGCAGUCUCAACACUAUGCCAGUACCGGCUGUUAAAGUCUCAGGUGUCCUGGGGAAACAAGAACAAGUCUCGGGUGUCCUGGGGAAACAAGAACAAGUCUCAGGUGUCCUGGGGAAACAAGAACAAGUCUCGGGUGUCCUGGGGAAACAAGAACAAGUCUCGGGUGUCCUGGGAGAACAAGAACAAGUCUCGGGUGUCCUGGGGAAACAAGAACAAGUCUCGGGUGUCCUGGGAGAACAAGAACAAGUCUCGGGUGUCCUGGGGAAACAAGAACAAGUCUCGGGUGUCCUGGGGAAACAAGAAUAAGUCUCAGGUGUCCUGGGGAAACAAGAAUAAGUCUCGGGUGUCCUGGGGAAACAAGAACAAGUCUCGGGUGUCCUGGGGAAACAAGAACAAGUCUCGGGUGUCCUGGGGAAACAAGAACAAGUCUCGGGUGUCCUGGGGAAACAAGAACAAGUCUCGGGUGUCCUGGGGAAACAAGAACAAGUCUCGGGUGUCCUGGGGAAACAAGAACAAGUCUCAGGUGUCCUGGGGAAACAAGAACAAGUCUCGGGUGUCCUGGGGAAACAAGAACAAGUCUCGGGUGUCCUGGGGAAACAAGAACAAGUCUCGGGUGUCCUGGGGAAACAAGAACAAGUCUCGGGUGUCCUGGGGAAACAAGAACAAGUCUCGGGUGUCCUGGGGAAACAAGAACAAGUCUCGGGUGUCCUGGGGAAACAAGAACAAGUCUCGGGUGUCCUGGGGAAACAAGAACAAGUCUCAGGUGUCCUGGGGAAACAAGAUCAAGUCUCGGGUGUCCUGGGGAAACAAGAACAAGUCUCGGGUGUCCUGGGGAAACAAGAACAAGUCUCGGGUGUCCUGGGGAAACAAGAAUAAGUCUCGGGUGUCCUGGGGAAACAAGAAUAAGUCUCGGGUGUCCUGGGGAAACAAGAAAAAGUCUCGGGUGUCCUGGGGAAACAAGAAUAAGUCUCGGGUGUCCUGGGGAAACAAGAAUAAGUCUCGGGUGUCCUGGGGAAACAAGAAUAAGUCUCGGGUGUCCUGGGGAAACAAGAAUAAGUCUCGGGUGUCCUGGGAGAACAAGAACAAGUCUCAGGUGUCCUGGGGAAACAAGAACAAGUCUCGGGUGUCCUGGGAGAACAAGAACAAGUCUCGGGUGUCCUGGGGAAACAAGAACAAGUCUCGGGUGUCCUGGGAGAACAAGAACAAGUCUCGGGUGUCCUGGGGAAACAAGAAUAAGUCUCAGGUGUCCUGGGGAAACAAGAAUAAGUCUCGGGUGUCCUGGGGAAACAAGAAUAAGUCUCGGGUGUCCUGGGGAAACAAGAACAAGUCUCGGGUGUCCUGGGAGAACAAGAACAAGUCUCGGGUGUCCUGGGGAAACAAGAACAAGUCUCGGGUGUCCUGGGAGAACAAGAACAAGUCUCGGGUGUCCUGGGGAAACAAGAACAAGUCUCGGGUGUCCUGGGGAAACAAGAACAAGUCUCGGGUGUCCUGGGAGAACAAGAACAAGUCUCGGGUGUCCUGGGGAAACAAGAACAAGUCUCGGGUGUCCUGGGGAAACAAGAACAAGUCUCGGGUGCCCUGGGAGAACAAGAACAAGUCUCGGGUGUCCUGGGGAAACAAGAACAAGUCUCGGGUGUCCUGGGAGAACAAGAACAAGUCUCGGGUGUCCUGGGGAAACAAGAACAAGUCUCGGGUGUCCUGGGAGAACAAGAACAAGUCUCGGGUGUCCUGGAACCGUGAUGAAGAUUCGAACCCAUGCGCUGGGUAUUCCCAGACGCCCGCUCUAAACGACUACACGCCACGACAUGGGAAAAAGAAUGGCAACCUGGGGUACUACAGCACCCACUAG